This is a messenger RNA of Benincasa hispida (wax gourd), 3070 nucleotides long. It is a transcript of the gene PMI1, whose product is annotated as plastid movement impaired1. The record is from RefSeq and is a predicted model, not a curated record. Lineage: Eukaryota; Viridiplantae; Streptophyta; Magnoliopsida; Cucurbitales; Cucurbitaceae.
CAUGAAGAAGAAGCUGCGUGGCGGUGGCUGUCUGUUUCUGUGUCUAUGCAUUACAAAACGAUGAAGGUUUUGCGGCCAGACAAAAAUGGCUGGCUCUCCAUCCUCCACCCACUGCUUUCUAUUACUUAUCCUCUUCCAUUUUAUCCACCUCAUAUUCUUUCAACACCCAAUGCUCUUUGCCUAUUUCUUCUCUUAUCUGCUUAUCUUCUUCCUUCCUCUGCACCACUUUUGGCUCCAACUUCAUCAAUGGCGACUGAUCAGAACACGCCCCAAAGAAGGGAUUCCAAUACCCAGCUUCUGGACGAGCUUGAGGCUCUGAGCCAAUCGCUCUACCAAACCCACAUCUCCACUACUCGAAGAACAGCCUCGCUUGCUCUGCCUCGGAGCUCUCUUCCUUCUAUUCCCUCUGCUGAAGAUGUGGGCGUCACCAGAACUGACGAUAAAUUCAACAAACCGAGGUCCCGGCGGAUGUCUCUGUCGCCGUGGCGUUCUCGCCCCAAGCUUGAUGGUGAGGAUAACUCGCAAACGGAACGAAACAGGGUAUCUUCGAGUCAGCCGGAGACGAGGAAGUUGGAUGAAGCGGCGCCGGAGAAGAAGGGGAUAUGGAAUUGGAAGCCGAUUCGAGCUCUCACCCACAUCGGAAUGCAGAAGAUAAGUUGCUUGUUCUCUGUUGAAGUCGUCACCGUUCAGGGCCUUCCCGCUUCCAUGAAUGGGCUUCGACUUUCCGUUUGUGUGAGGAAGAAAGAGACCAAAGAUGGAGCUGUCAACACAAUGCCGUCUAGGGUUACGCAAGGCGCUGCGGAUUUCGAAGAGACUUUGUUCCUCAAAUGCCAUGUUUAUUGCACUCCUGGAAACGGAAAGCCUCUGAAGUUCGAGCCUCGUCCGUUUUGGAUUUACGCUUUUGCUGUAGAUGCUCAAGAGCUCGAUUUCGGGAGAAGUUCAGUGGAUUUGAGUAAACUGAUUGAAGAAUCCAUGGAGAAGAGUUAUGAAGGAACGCGAGUUCGACAGUGGGACAUUAGCUUCAAUCUGGCGGGGAAAGCCAAAGGUGGAGAACUCGUUGUCAAAUUAGGGUUUCAGAUUAUGGAGAAAGACGGAGGUAUUGGAAUUUACAAUCAAGCACAGCCAAAGGAAUCGAAAUCGGGAAAAUCUUUCGGGAGAAAGCAAUCGAAGACCUCAUUCAGCGUUCUUAGUCCGAGAUUAACCAGUCAAAGUGAAGCUUGGACUCCAUCGCAAGCAAGAGCUUCGGCGGAUCUUCCAGGAAUGGAUGAUCUAAACUUAGAUGAACCAGCGCCCAUUCCCUCAACCUCGCCGUCUAUUAAAAAAUCUGAAGAACCGAGGACUGAAGAUCUCGAUCUUCCAGACUUCGAAGUUGUCGACAAAGGAGUAGAGAUUCAGGACAAAGAGGAAGAAGUGGAAAAAGAAGAAUCUGAAAAAUCAGUGGAAGCAAAGUCGACUUCAAGCGAGGUAGUUAAGGAAGUUGUACUCGAUCAGGCUCAUUUGAAUCGAUUAUCAGAACUGGAUUCGAUCGCACAGCAAAUCAAAGCUCUGGAGUCAAUGAUGGGAGAUGAAAACUCUGGGAAAAACGAUGAAGAAUCGGAUUCACAGAGACUUGAUGCCGACGAAGAAAACGUAACGAGAGAAUUUCUUCAGAUGCUGGAGGAAGAAGACGGUACUGGCUCAUACAGCAAUAACAGUAAACUGAGUUACCCUGAAAUUCCUCCUCUCCAACUUGAAGAAACAGAGGAUUCCUCGGAGACUGAAUCCAAAUCGUACAUUUCAGAUCUUGGGAAGGGGUUAGGCUGCGUAGUUCAAACCAGAGAUGGAGGCUACUUAGCCGCCAUGAAUCCACUAAACACCCAAGUUUCAAAGAAGGACACUCCAAAACUAGCGAUGCAGAUAUCCAAACCAUUCAUUUUAGCAUCCACACAGUCGCUGAGUGGGUUUGAAUUGUUUCAAAGAAUGGCUUGCAGUGGACUAGAGGAACUGAGCUCAAAAGUAGUAGCACUAAUGUCUUCGGAUGAACUCAUGGGGAAAACAGCAGAACAAAUAGCAUUUGAAGGAAUUGCCUCAGCAAUCAUUCAAGGGAGAAACAAAGAAGGAGCAAGCUCCACCGCCGCUCGCGCCAUUGCUGCUGUAAAAGCAAUGGCGACUGCAUUGAGCACAGGAAGGAAAGAGAGGAUUUCGACAGGAAUUUGGAACUUGAACGAAGACCCUCUGACCAUUGAAGAGGUUCUAGCAUUCUCAAUGCAGAAGCUGGAAGAAAUGAGCGUGGAAGCCUUGAAAAUCCAGGCCGAAAUGGCGGAAGAAGAAGCCCCAUUUGACGUCUCUGCUCUGAAUGUGAAAAUUGGGGGAAAAGAUCAGAAUCAAAUCCACCCAUUGGACUCUGCAAUUCCAUUUGAAGAUUGGAUGAAGAAAUUCAACUUCAGUGGAUAUGGAAACAAAAGAGAAGAAGAUGCAGAAGAAGGGGUGACAGUGGGGGUGGUGGUGCAGCUAAGAGACCCAUUAAGGAGAUACGAAACAGUGGGAGGGCCAGUGGUGGGUCUGGUCCAUGCGAAAGAAGCAAAAAUGGAAGAAAAAACAAGCAAAUACGAAGAGGAAAGAAGAUUUAAGGUGAUGAGCAUGCACGUGGGAGGGUUGAAGAUGAGAGGGGGAGGGAAGAGAAAUACAUGGGACAGUGAAAAACAGAGGCUGACGGCGAUGCAGUGGCUGGUGGCGUAUGGGAUUGGGAAGGCGGCGAAGAAGGGAAGAAAUUUGGCAUCGAAGGGACCGGAUUUGCUGUGGAGCUUAUCGUCCAGAGUAAUGGCGGACAUGUGGCUCAAACCUAUACGAAACCCAGAUGUUAAGUUUGCUAAUUAGAUCAACCUGUUCCAGUUCCGGCCAGUACUAGCCUCGCCGCCGGAGACCCACACCGGAGAUUGUGUUUGUUUAGCGUGUUGAUAUUUAUUGUUUUCUAUAUAAUUAAUUGUAAAAAAGUAUAUGUUCACUAGGAAAACAGGAGAAAUUGCAUAGUUCAUUUUGUAUUUAACUAAAGAAUCCGAAUAAAUCGCCAAAAAUCAGAUUAUCUUGCUUU